AAGUACAAAACAUAACCCUCCUUGUUUGAGGCGCAAGAAUGGAGCCUGUGGCAGUGAGAAGCGCAGGCGCUGUUGGUGUUGGAGCUGCCAUCUUCGUCUCGGUCGUGCUCGCUUACUUUAUCUGUGACCGUCGCUCCAAUUCAUCAAAGAAGAAAUCAACGAAGGGACUCGUUGAUGCCAUUGGUAACACCCCUUUGAUUCGUAUCAACAGCCUCUCCGACGCCACUGGUUGCCACAUUCUCGGCAAGUGCGAGUUUUUGAACCCCGGAGGGAGUGUCAAAGAUCGAGUUGCAGUUAAAAUUAUAGAAGAGGCUUUGGAAUCUGGCCAGCUACGUCCAGGUGGAAUAGUUACUGAAGGGAGUGCUGGGAGCACCGCCAUUAGCAUUGCAACUGUUGCUCCUGCCUAUGGAUGCAAAAGCCACGUGGUUAUACCAGAUGAUGCUGCCAUUGAGAAGUCUCAAAUACUCGAAGCCCUUGGGGCAACUGUUGAAAGAGUACGACCAGUGUCAAUUACUCACAAAGAUCAUUUUGUUAAUAUUGCAAGAAGACGGGCAUCUGAAGCAAAUGAGUUUGCAUUAAAGCAUAGAAAUUCACAGUUGAAUGGCAAGGACACAGAGCAAAUGAAUGGUUAUAAAUCUGAUGGAUACAAUCGCAGCUCACUCUUUUCUAAUGAUUGUCAAGGUGGAUUUUUUGCGGAUCAGUUUGAGAACUUAGCAAACUUCAGGGCCCAUUAUGAGGGUACAGGGCCUGAGAUUUGGGAACAGACAAAUGGAAAUUUAGAUGCAUUUGUUGCAGCAGCAGGCACUGGUGGUACUGUGGCUGGUGUUUCCAGGUUUCUUCAGGAAAAGAAUCCAAACAUCAAAUGCUUCCUCAUAGAUCCUCCUGGUUCUGGUUUGUUUAAUAAGGUAACAAGGGGUGUGAUGUACACCAAAGAGGAGGCAGAAGGACGAAGACUUAAGAAUCCAUUUGACACUAUAACAGAAGGAAUUGGAAUCAACAGGGUAACUAGGAAUUUUGAGAAGGCAAAACUUGAUGGGGCCUUUAGAGGAACAGAUAUGGAGGCCGUUGAAAUGGCUAGGUUUCUUUUGAAGAACGAUGGGCUCUUCCUUGGCAGUUCUUCUGCAAUGAACUGUGUUGGAGCAGUUAGAGUAGCACAGUCAAUUGGCCCUGGUCAUACUAUUGUAACCAUUCUCUGCGACAGUGGAAUGAGACAUUUGAGCAAGUUCUAUAAUGCCGAAUACUUGUCUCAGCUUGGUUUGACACCGAAAGCAACUGGAUUAAAGUUCUUGGGUAUCAAAUGAUUAGAGUUCCUUCAGAGUUUUUGAUGUUUAAAUGCCACGAGUCGCUACUAUUACCUGAGUGCUCAAUGCCUGCCUCGAAUACUACAUAUGACCUUUUUCGCCAUCAACUGAGAGUGGCUACCUAGAAGUUGGAACUAAGUUCAUUGCAAGAACCCGAGAGUAUUAAGUUAUCUCUGAAAGGCCUGGCGACAAAUUCACCUGGACAACUCCUGGGAAGUUCAUUCGAGAAGUCAACAAGUUCAUUCUCCGGGAUCUUCUCAUGUUAAAAAAAAAAACAUGAUAUAGUUAUAAAGUAAGUUAUAAUUAUACAAAGAUGUAUUAAUCGUAAUAAAGAAAGAGAAAAAAAAAUAUAUUAAAAUAUGUAGUUACAAAAUUAUAACUAUUGAUUCACUUUUAUAUAAUUGUGAUUUUUUCACAUGAUCAUGUCAUUUUUUUUUCACUAUGCAAGGAUGUAUUUCCGUCAUAUUGAGGGUAUU
This is a messenger RNA of Gastrolobium bilobum, 1777 nucleotides long. RefSeq names its product cysteine synthase 2. Lineage: Eukaryota; Viridiplantae; Streptophyta; Magnoliopsida; Fabales; Fabaceae. Gene Ontology annotation, cellular component: cytoplasm. The transcript has 6 exons. Bases 39 to 1301 code for a protein of 420 amino acids. Gene Ontology annotation, molecular function: cysteine synthase activity. The record is from RefSeq and is a predicted model, not a curated record.